This is a messenger RNA of Culicoides brevitarsis, 2053 nucleotides long. It is a transcript of the gene peng, whose product is annotated as protein penguin. Gene Ontology annotation, biological process: regulation of translation. The coding region runs from base 62 to 1990 and encodes 642 amino acids. Gene Ontology annotation, cellular component: nucleolus. The transcript has 2 exons. Lineage: Eukaryota; Metazoa; Arthropoda; Insecta; Diptera; Ceratopogonidae. The record is from RefSeq and is a predicted model, not a curated record. Gene Ontology annotation, molecular function: mRNA binding.
CACACGUGGAAAACAGACUGUUUUUAAUUUAUUUGAAGAGAAAUAUCGAAUUUUUCACGAAAUGAUCCAAGCAAAAAAACGUCCCGCUGAGAAAAAUGCCUCCGAGGGUCAGCCGGUGAAGAAGCAAAAAGCCACAGAUGAUGGAAAAAAGCAAAAAUUUCAAGGAAAGAAGCCUUUUAACAAAUUCGGAGCGAAAGGAAAGAAGUUUCAGAAGGAUUUCAAGCCAAAAGGUCAACAAUUCAAGACAAAAGCCGACGGAAAAACGGAUUGGGCCGAUGUGAAACUCAAGAAAAAAGACUUGCGAGCACAACGGAAGAAACAAAAAGCCAAGGAUGCGUCGUUAUACGAACUGAGUGUUCAAGCAAAACAAUUAUACGAAAAAUUAAAAUGCAAAACGACCCCAAAUAAGCACGAAUUAUGCACCGAAUUGCAUUCCCUGCUUAAAAAAGGAGAUGCUUAUGCAAAACUUGUCCUUUCUCACGACAUUGCUCGCGUCGUUCAGUGCCUCUUGAAGUACUCGCAAGGCGAAAUCCGCAAAGAAAUUUCCGAAAUCCUCCUCCCAAACAUCGUUCAGAUGUCAACGUCGAAAUACGCGCAUUUUUGCGUGUCCCGCAUGUUAAAAUACGGCACGAAGGAAAUUCGGAGCAAAGUUAUCACGGGAUUUUUCGGAAAUAUCAUCAAACUAGUUUCACACAAAUUUUCCAAUGAAUUGGUCGACAUUGCUUACAACACACAUGCCACUCCAACAGAAAAAGCCGAAAUCCGGCAGGAAUUUUAUUCGGACCUGUAUCGCAAAAAUAAGGCAAAAAACGUUCAAACCUUAGAAGAUACGUGGAAAGACUCGCCGGAGCUCAAAACGGCAGUGAUGGCAUCAACAAAAGCGAAUUUGAUGAAAUGCGCCAACAAGGAACUCGUCGAUAAUGGGUUGGUGCAUGCGGUGUUGCUGGAAUUUAUGAAAGUUUGUGCGGAAACGGAUCAACAGGAUGUGGUACAGGCGUAUAGUGGAUUGUUGGCGCACUUGUCGAGCACGAAGGAAGGAGCUCAUGCCGCGAUCGAGUGUUAUUUGAAGGCACAAACGAAGGAUCGGAGGGCAAUUCUCAAAUCCCUCAAGGAACACGUGGAAAAAAUCUGCAAGCACGAAUUCGGUCAUUUACUCAUGAUCACCAUCAUAAAUUGCACGGACGACACUGUGAUGCUCAGCAAAACCAUUUUCAACGUCAUCAUUUCGCGCCUUGAGUCGAUCGCGAGCAACGAAUGGGGUCGCAAAGUGCUUGAAUGGACAGUUGCUCCCACCGACACUGCCUUCUUCCACCCGCAAUUUGUCACGGAGAUGAAUGCCGGCCUCAAACACAGCAAAAAAGACGCCGACGUUCGUCAAAAGGAAAUUUUCGCGAUUGUCGAGAAGCCCUUCACCGAAGCAAUUGCCAAAAAUGCGAGUUUUUGGUUGCGCGGCGGCUCCACGGCCCUUCUCACAUGCGCGAUAAUGCGAAAAGCGAAGGGCGAGCACAGCAAGGGGGCUUACGAAGCACUUGCCGAUGUCGUGAGUGAUGCAGAAUGGCGGGUUAAUGAGACAGAAAACGACGAGGAAGCAGAAGAAACGGAAAAAGUCGCGCAAAUUCCGAGUAUCAAGAUAAAAAAGAUCAAGAAAAAUCCGUUAAUUGACGAAAAUGAGGAGAAAAAGGAAGAAAAACAAAUUGCGGGCAUCGAACAUCCGGGAUUGCAUGUGGCGCUGAAGAAAUUGAUCAAAAGUGACCAAGCCAAAGAGGACGAGGACACGUCAAAUCGCUUCGGAACUGCUUUAGUGGCGAAAUUAACGAAAGAAACGGUCGAAAAAUGGCUUCCACUCAACAGAGCUUGCUUCAUUUUGCUGAAUUUGUAUGAAACGAACGACGAAUCGGUGCAAUCGCAAAUCAAGGAGCUGCUGAACAAAGCCGCCCUAAAGAAACAACAACAUUCUGGUGCCAAGAUUUUACUGAAGAAGCUUUUUUGAACGUUAAAAAAUAAGAAAAAUUGAGCACAGAUCCACAAUAAAUGCAAAAAAUAUUAUAAAGUA